This is a messenger RNA of Mugil cephalus (flathead mullet), 4831 nucleotides long. It is a transcript of the gene esyt1a, whose product is annotated as extended synaptotagmin-like protein 1a. The coding region runs from base 612 to 3854 and encodes 1080 amino acids. Gene Ontology annotation, molecular function: lipid binding. The record is from RefSeq and is a predicted model, not a curated record. The transcript is spliced from 31 exons. Gene Ontology annotation, biological process: lipid transport. Lineage: Eukaryota; Metazoa; Chordata; Actinopteri; Mugiliformes; Mugilidae.
GUGCUGUCAUGCUCAGUGGUAAAAAGCUGCUGCAGUGGAGAUGAGCGCUUGCGCACAUCGGAGGAUUUAUUCAGAUUAUGUGAAAAACAGAUAACGGGCUGAGCAGCCUGUGCGGCAGGUUUUUUUGCGAUAAACUAGACGGGGUUACGCUUCUUGAUCAUGUCGCCCCGAAGUGACUGUGUCAUCUGGUGCCUUCAAAUAGAGUAAAUAUCCGCUCGCUUUUGCAUGCAGCCGCGCACUCGCUCCGCCCGAGUCCGCCGACUGUGACGCUCAAAGUUAAUUCUAGGGUUUAGGUUUCUGUCGGAUUUCAUGUGAAGGAGGGCUUGAAGCUGCGCCCGCCCUCUCGGGUCUCGGUCUGUGCUUGCCCAGAGAGGAGCCUUACACGUAAAUGGAACAGCCCGCUGAAGUGUCCUGCGGAACUGAGGGAGAGCGCUCCGAAGAAAAGUCGUGAUCAUGAUUUAACCGCCCAAAGCCUGUAGUUUACCGCUGAUCGAUGGUCGAUGGUUUCCGCAAUUGAACGGCGGUAAGUGUUCACUGGCGCUUGCCACUCGGUCUCAGAGGCAGAAAAGCCGAAGGCCAGGUCGAGCUUGCGAAGACAAACCAAUCUUGCCAUGCCAACCGCCGAUGCAGAGCCUGGCAUGGGCAGGGGCACGGCGCCUGCAGCCCCGGCCUCUCCGAGCCAGCCCCCGGCUGAACGCGCAGUGUCCGUGCUGUGGUCGUUUGCGAAAUGCCUGGGCGCUCUCGUGCCGGUGUACCUGGCCGGAUACUACGGCUUCAGCAUCAGCGUCGUGCUGCUGGUUUUGAUGAUCUACAUAGGAUGGAAACACGGUCGAGCCGAGAAGACGAUGAGGCUCAAGUCUGCCAUGUACCUUCUGGAGAACGAGAAGGCAUUCACCACUGAGAAGGUUUUCAGAACCAAAAGAGAUCUGCCUCCCUGGGUCAGCUUCCCAGAUGUGGAGAAAGUGGAGUGGCUAAAUAAGAUCCUGCAGCAGGCUUGGCCCUUUGCAGGCCAAUAUCUGGAGAAGCUGCUGCUGGAAACCAUUGCUCCUGCCAUCCGUGCCUCCAACAUCCACCUGCAGACUCUCAGCUUCACCAAAGUCAACAUAGGAGACAAGGCUUUGAAGGUGACUGGCGUAAAGGCUCAUACGGAAAACGACAAGAGACAGGUUAUGUUGGAUUUGUACCUGAGCUACGCUGGUGAUGUUGAGAUCAAUGUGGAGAUCAAAAAGUACUUCUGCAAAGCUGGAGUGAAAGGAAUCCAGCUCCACGGUAAGCUGCGUGUGAUCCUUGAGCCUCUGAUUGGAGAUGUGCCACUGGUUGGAGCCAUUACAAUGUUCUUCAUCCGCAGGCCUAAACUGGACAUCAACUGGACUGGAAUCACCAACCUGUUGGACAUUCCCGGAUUGAAUGCCAUUUCGGACACUAUGAUAAUGGAUGCUAUAGCCUCCCACCUGGUGCUCCCCAAUCGUCUCACUAUUCCCUUGGUGGCCGACCUGCACGUUGCGCAGCUCCGCUCCCCUCUCCCAAGGGGAGUCGUGCGCAUCCACCUGCUGGAGGCUGAGGACCUGACUGCAAAAGACACGGUAAUCAAAGGAUUAAUCGAUGGGAAGUCGGACCCGUACGCCGUCGUCCGCGUAGGGACCCAGAUCUUCACCUCUCAUCACGUGGACAGCAAUCUGAACCCGCAGUGGAGAGAAAUGUUUGAGGUGAUUGUCCAUGAAGUACCUGGUCAGGAGUUGGAAGUGGAAGUGUUUGACAAAGACCCAGACCAGGAUGACUUCCUGGGGAGGGUUAAGGUGGAUCUUGACAUUGUAAAGAAGGCCCGAGUGGUGGAUGAUUGGUUCAAUCUGAGGGACGUCCCAUCUGGCAGCGUUCACCUCCGGCUGGAGUGGCUCUCUCUGCUGGCCUCUGCUGACAGACUGAGCGAGGUGAUACAGAAGAACCAGAACGUGUCCAGUAAGACAGCCGAACCUCUGUCGGCUGCCAUCUUAGCCGUCUAUCUUGACCAAGCCUAUGAACUGCCUAUGAGAAAGGGUAAUAAGGACCCGAGUCCAAUGGUGCAGAUUUCCAUUCAGGAUACAACUAAAGAGAGCAAGACUUGCUACGGGACCAACAGCCCUGCGUGGGAGGAUGCUUUCACCUUCUUCAUCCAGGAUCCUCGCAAACAAGAUAUUGACAUUCAGGUGAAGGAUGAUGACCGCACUCUGCCCCUGGGAAAUCUGACGAUCCCUCUCACACGUCUUCUGGAGACCCCUGAACUCACCAUGGACCAGUGGUUCCAGCUGGAGAAUUCGGGCUCAGCCAGCCGCAUUUACAUAAAAGCUGUGCUUAGGGUUUUGUGGCUGAGCGACGACACCACUCCCACCACUCCGUCUCCUCGUCCUUCAGCCUCGGGCUCUGGGGUUGGUCAGGGAGGAAACCUGUCAGAGCCGAACCCGUUGGGUCCCGGCGGCUUAUCAAAACCUCAACCCACACGCCCGCAGCACACCACACCCGAUCCAGAGUUUGCAACAGAGGGAGUGUUGCGAAUCCAUCUGGUGGAGGCCCAGAACCUCAUAGCCAAGGACAACUUCAUGGGAGGCAUGGUGAAGGGGAAAAGCGACCCCUAUGUCAAGAUCCGCGUGGCUGGUAUAACCUUCCGCAGUCACACCAUCAAAGAGAACCUCAAUCCGGUCUGGAACGAGCUCUAUGAGGUGAUUUUGACCCAGCUGCCAGGUCAAGAGAUCCAGUUCGAGUUGUUCGAUAAGGACAUCGAUCAGGACGACUUCCUCGGCAGGUUCAAGCUGAGCCUGCGGGACAUCAUCAGCGGACAAUUCAUGGAUACGUGGUACACUCUCAAUGAUGUGAAGUCAGGUCGAGUUCACCUGGUGCUGGAGUGGCUUCCCAGAGUUUCUGACCUACCCAGACUGGAGCAGAUCCUGCAGUUUCAGUCCCAGCAGUCUUAUCAGAACAAGGUCGUGCCAUCAGCGGCUUUGCUGUUUGUGUACGUGGAGCGCGCCCACGGCCUGCCGUUGAAGAAGAACGGAAAGGAGCCAAAGGCCGGAGCUGAGGUUAUCCUCAAAGGUGUUUCACACAAAACCAAGAUUUGUGAGCGGUCCACAUCCCCUCGAUGGGAUGAAAGCUUUCACUUUUUGGUUCGCGACCCCAGAGAUGAAACGCUCUCGGUCAAGCUCUCCCACAGCUGGGGCCAGGCUCUCGGAUCUUUAACGCUUCCUCUGAAGGAGGUGCUGACUGAGCCGGGCUUGGUGCUAGAUUGCUGGCUCAGUCUGGAUGGAGCUCUGCCAGAGAGCCAGAUACUGCUGAGGGUCACACUUAAGAUUUUAGACACUCAGCUGGCUGUGUGUCGCAAGGCUCCGGGGGAAGCGGGCAAUGACGGGGGCGCCGGUGACGUCAUCCCCAAAUGGGAUCCGUCCCAUCUAGACCUCAGGCACAGAGGUGCAUUCCCCGUCGAGGGCUCCAACACGGUCGCACAAGUGAAGCUCACUGUGGGCUAUUCCACAGAAGAGAACAGGCUUUUCAUCAUCGUCCACUCCUGCAGAGCCCUGGCAGCCUGUUCCAAGGACGGCGCUGACCCGUACGUCUCCUUCAUCCUUCUGCCCGACAAGAAGGCGACCACCAAGAGGAGAACUGCCACCAAGAAGAGAGACCUCAACCCAGAAUUCAACGAGAGGUUUGACUUUGAUUUUUCUUUCGAGGAGUCCAUGCAGAGGAGACUGGACCUGUCUGUGAAGAACAGUGUCUCCUUUAUGAGCAGAGAGCGAGAGCUCAUUGGCAAGUUGCAGCUGGACCUGGACCAAAUUGACCUCAAGACCGGCGUUGCACAAUGGUAUGAUUUGAUAGCAGAGACCAACUAGAAGAAGCGGUGCCUGAUCUUUGGAACUAUAUAACAUAAACGUUGCUUCUGUGAUCUGUGAUUUGUGCGUUUGUAUAUUCAGCUUAAAUUAAAAUUUCCACCAUCACUGAAGAGAAAAAAAAAAAAGAGACAUAUCGGCUCCACGGUACCAUCAGUAUUUAUGAGAAGAAACUUUACAUUAAGCCUAUCAUUCGUAAAGUGUUAACAGAUAUUUUAGCUGAAUAGAUAUUUGAUAAUGCAACUGUGUUGCACAACAAACCAAGGUUAUGUGUAUUUCAAAGCAUGUAAAAGUCCUAUGAAUUUUAUUUUUUGAAAAGGGCUUACUCUAUACUGUGGUUAAUAUCUUGAUAAAUGAAUGUGUAUCAUGGAUUUACAGCCUCCAACACAACUGAAAGAAACCCCUUAGAUUUUAAUUUUGUACUCUCUCCAAACAAUUCCGAAUAUUAUUUAGUUUUUAUAUGUUUCUAUUAUUGCCUUAAGUAUUACAAAACUGUGCACAGUUUGUUAGUGUUUGUGAAAUGUGUUCCAGAUGAAGAUUUAUAUGUUUUAACCAGAGCUUUCUGAGCGUUACUUUUAUAAAUUAGAGUAUUACAAACCAAGACCCUCACCUUACCACUGAAAACAGAGGUAUGCAGCUGUAACACAGAGUCUGAAUCACUGUGCUUUUAUGAAGAGAAAACUUAUUACAAGCUGGCGUGUCAACACAAUGCUUCUUUGCGUUUUUAAAGUGUUUGUAAUGCUAAAUGCAACAUGUUUCUUUAUUGUUUUCCGAGCAAAACUACUUUGAGAUUCAAGUUAAUGUCGUAUGCUAGUGAUGGGACAACUUCCGUGUCCCACUUGCUGUCACCUCAACAGAAAAGACCUGGACACUGAUAAGUGUUAAAAAAAACAAAAAACAGCUGUGCUUUCACAUAAUUUAAACAUAUCAUCAUGUCUCUGCUGAAGUUGUCGAUUAAAGUUUGCACUCACGAAUCAAAA